Messenger RNA from Penicillium taxi, 3789 nucleotides. RefSeq names its product putative ubiquitin-specific protease UBP12. The transcript has 2 exons. Gene Ontology annotation, biological process: protein deubiquitination. The record is from RefSeq and is a predicted model, not a curated record. The coding region runs from base 1 to 3789 and encodes 1262 amino acids. Gene Ontology annotation, molecular function: cysteine-type deubiquitinase activity. NCBI's taxonomy places the organism in Eukaryota, Fungi, Ascomycota, Eurotiomycetes, Eurotiales, Aspergillaceae.
AUGUCCGAUUCACAAGCCACUCCUGCGAAUGGAGAUGGCCAGUCUUCGGAGCAGAACUCCAAGCGACCGGCAUCUGAGAUCGACGACAGCGAGCAGAAGGAUACUGUUAUGGCCGAAACCGCCGUUGAGGAUUCCCCUAAUGUCAUCGACGAACAGGUCGCUCAGGUGCUUACUUUGAGCCAACAACCUCUCAAGGAUGGCCAAAAAGGUUUCGUCAUCUCCAAAGUGUGGCUGAACAGAGUGUUUGCACGGAGCACCACCCAUUCGCACCUCGCUGACAAGGAUUCAUUGAGCCACGAACUUGGUCCUGUCGACAACACAGACGUCAUCUUGGACGAUCCCACCAAUAUCAACCUCCAUGAUGAACAUGACCAGAUUUUCGUUCCUUUGCGUCCAGAUUUACAGUUGGGUGUUGAUUACGAGAUCAUUCCACAGGAAGGUUGGGACCUGAUCAUCAAUUGGUACGGCCUGGUGAGCCCAUCCUCUGUGAUUGUCCGAUAUGCCCAUGAAACAAUCCAAACUGGAAACCACUCCAACGUUCUCUACGAAUUGAAUCCCCCUGUUGUCAGUAUCUACAAGUUGUCAAAUCCCUCCGCCCUUCUUACUCCUCAAGCUUUGAAGGAGAAGUCUCUUCCGCCCGCGAGAGCACUGGCAGGUCGCCAGACAAAUUUCCAAAAAUGGUUGAAAAAGGUCAAGGAGUUGGCUGGUAUUGACAUGUCGACAAAAGUCCGCGUGUGGAAGAUUCUCGGUAGUCGUCCCAGCGGCACUCCGUCCGUAUCUCGGGCUACUUCGCCCACAAAGGCUUCUUCCCUUCUUUCGUCUACCCACCAGACCAUUUCUGUUGACGUGAACACAUUUCUAUCUUUGGCUGAAACUACAGACCGCGAACUGCUGCAGGGCGUGAAGGAUCAGACAUCCAAUCAGAACUACAACGGCCGUAUGACGCUGAUCAUGGCAGGUCUGGUCGAAACGAAUGCAGUGGUUCUAGAGGAACAGAUUGGCGGUCCAGGUGGUGGUGAAUGGACUAGCGAGGUGUCGGCUUUGGCUUUGAAACGCAUGGGAAUCCCCAUCGAUCAAAAGAAGGAUAUUGUCCCAUCGAUCAAGAGCACCGCCAGCAGUGGCAAAUCAAGCCCUGUCCUGAACCUCCCAGGAGGCCACAAGCCCAGUGGCAAUCGUUUAGGUGUGACCGGUUUGAACAAUCUCGGCAAUACCUGCUAUCAAAACGCCGCCACUCAGUGUCUCAGAGCUGUUGAAGAAUUAAGCGUUUAUUUCCUUCAGAACGCUCACAAGGCGGACCUCAACCAUACGAACGUUCUUGGAUUCAAUGGCAACUUUGCAUCAGCAUACGCCCAUUUGCUCCACAAUGUGUACCGCUCCCCGUCUCCUACCGUUAAUCCUCGACGCUUCCGUGAACAGGUCGGACGAUGCAACCCAAUGAUGGCGGGAUGGGAUCAACAGGACAGCCAGGAGUUUCUCAUGUUCACAUUGGACAGUCUCUCCGAAGACCUCAACCGGAUUCAAAAAAAGCCGUAUAUUGAGAAAACAGAUUCCACCGAUGACAUGGUCAUUCAUCGCAAGUUAUUGGAGGAGUUUGCUGCCAAGUCGUGGACCGACUACAAGGCUCGCAACGAUUCCGUCAUCAUUGACUUGUUUGCUGGAAUGUACAAGUCGACGCUGACCUGCCCGGAGUGUGACAAAGUCAGCAUAAUGUUCGAUCCUUUCAGCAAUCUCACGCUGCCAAUCCCCGUGGAGAAGCGCAACGUGAUAUACCGAGAGAUUAUCUACAUGCCUCUUUCUUCGGCUCCGAAGCGCUUCACCGUUGAAGUCGACAAAUUGGCUCCUAUCAGCGAACUCAAAAACUGGGUUGCCUCCAAGAGACAGGUUGAUCCUGAACUGCUCCUUUGUGCCGAACUGAGCGAUGGAGCGUUCUGGCAGAUAAUGGACAGAGAGACUGCAUCUCUUGUCGACCUCAACGUGGAUGCCAAAGACUCCGUGGUCAUUGUCGAGUUAGAUUCUCCUAUCGUGGAGGACACCGUUCUAAUUCCUAUCUUCCAUCGACGAAAGGCCGGUGGCGGUAAGAAAAGCCAGAUGAAACGCGAUGUAUUCGCACUUCCAUUUAUCAUUACACUGUCUCAGGCAGAAGCCAAAGAUCUUGAAUCCAUCUAUCGCAAGAUCUUCAAGCAUGUGGCCACCAUGACAACUCGUGACAUUCUUAACGAGACGAACGAUCAGAUCGAGGAUGUUCAGACACCGGAAGGAUCGGAUACCGUUAUAAUGAACGCGGAAGAUUCUGACUCCGACCCUCGUGUGAAGACUGAUUCUGUCGAUGGCGAAGAUAGUCUAGUGAACAUUUCAGUGCAGCAAAUGUCCCCGUCCAGCAAUGCGGGAACUGAAGAUACCGACGCAACUGAGGUGACUGAUAAUACUCUACCUCGGUCCUUGGCCAGCGUUUUUCCAGCCAAACUGCUGAAUUUGUUCGAUGUCACUGUUCAAGAACAGGCUGCUCGUAUGGCGUCAUACCCAGCAGGGAGCACUCGUCGUCGCAACUUGAACUCAACAAUUCCUCAUGGUCGCAACUUCAAUGCUUUUGAGCAAUACCCCCUUAUUGCUUCGCGCCUUCCAACCCCCAAAAUCGAUGAUUCUCCAGAGGACUGCAUCGAUGAACACAACGGCAGUGACUCCGAUGAGUCUGAGUUUGGGGCCACUGCUCACCAAAAGUCUAUUUUAUCUCAGGGUGAUUCGAUCGUUCUUGAAUGGAAAGAGGAGGCUCGUCACGAAUUGUUUGGUGGAGACAAAAGCAAGCGCCCAAGCAGCCAGGGCAAUUCUACUUGGUCUACAAUCGAGUACAUUCACGACCCAGAAAUCAUCAAGCUCCGCGCUGAGCGUGAUGCCAAGCGAGACCAGGGAAUUAGCCUUGACCAGUGCUUGAACGAGUUUCGCAAGGACGAGAUUCUUUCUAAAGACGAUGCUUGGUACUGUCCUCGAUGCAAGGAGCACCGACAGGCCAAGAAGCAGUUUGAGAUUUGGUAUGCUCCCGAUAUUCUAGUGAUCCAUCUGAAGCGUUUCACCCAGUCGGGACAUGGCCGCGGAGGACGAUCAAAACUUAGCACAGUGGUCGAUUUCCCCUUGAAUGAUCUUGAUCUGUCUGAAUACAUUGAAGGUCCCCAUGAAAAGGGAUCCAAAUAUGACCUGAUUGGCGUCGACUGCCACUCUGGAACCAUGAGUGGCGGUCACUACUUCGCGUAUGCCAAGAAUUGGGUUACAGGUGAUUGGUGUGACUUCAAUGACUCCAGCGCAUCGAUCAUGAAGGACACCACGCGUAUGUUUUCUUCAAGCGCAUACCUAUUAUUCUACCGACGCCAAUCCGCCGCCCCGCUGGGUGGCCCCGAGUUGCAGCGAAUUGUUGCUGCAUACCGACAGGAGGAAGCCCCAGAGCCCCAGCAGCCUGAACAGCCCGAACAACCCGAAUCAGCUUCGUCCUCACCAUCGACCCCUGGGGAAGACGCCUCCGAUUCCAACCCUCUGGAUAUCGCGUUCAGCCAGCCUAGCUGGACCUUCAACCGUCCUGUUUCCCCGGAUGGUAGCCAGUCCAUGACUGAUAACCUUUUCGAAGAUGACGACAGCAACAUCGCCGUCGGAGAUAACAAUUCCGAACCUGGUGACCAUCUUGAAGAGUUGGAUAGCUCGGUUUUGGCGUCGGAGGGGGACGUCUCAUUUGAAGAUGUCCCGGCUCUGCUGGAAGAUGCCUCUAGCGAUGAGCUUUCUGUUGUGGAGUUGCGGGUUGAUUAG